AUGGGGAAGAAAAAUAGGAAUAAAAGGGAAAGCCGACAAUAUUUUAUCCAAGACAACAGUAAAACAGUUGUUAAUAAAAAUUCAAAGGACACUGUUUCAGUCAAGGGUCUUCAUAAUCUAGGCAAUACUUGUUAUUUCAACGCAGGAAUACAGUGUCUUUCGAGGAGUCCAUGGCUUCCGGAAUUGUUGUUUGCGGACGAACCACGCGAGCUCACCUUAACAAAACCUGAUGGGGAUUCUGUGUCAUCAUUAUCCAUUUCCCUGCCACCUAUGAAAUGUACACUUACUGAACAUUUCAAAGAGAUUUCUUCGGUUCUACGGCCUAUUCAGACGCCUAAUUCCAAAACGUGUUCUGCUGCUACAUUGAGUCCAACACUUUUAAGGAGUAUUUUCAUUGAGCGCUGCCCACGUUUCGGGGGAUUCAGGCAGCAUGAUAGUCAUGAAUUUAUUCGUUCUUUACUAGACUGUAUGAAGCAGGAGGAACUUACACGGUGGAAGAAAGGCAUUUUGCUCAAACUCAAUGUCAACCCAAAGGAUAUUCGUGAUGACGAAAGAGAGGCGGUUCGCAGUUGGGGGAAGUCUGCUUCAGUAGCUACAAUUGUGGAUCGUCUUUUUGGGGGUGUUCUUAUAAGCACAUUAGAAUGUUGCUGUUGUGGUACUGUUCGUCCUAGAUUUGAACCGUUUCUCGACCUUUCAUUGUCCAUUCUGGAAACAAACGUUCCAAGGCACAGACAAAACGAAUCUACAGGGAAGCAAUUUUCUAAAGGUAUGACCAGUUCCAAACAACUUCGAAAGAAAGAGCGUAAACGUAAAACUCAGAGACAAAGAAAACGUCAGAACUUUGUCAAUGAUAGAGACACGGACAAUGAAUGUUUGAAUCGGUGCAGUUCUGAAUCGGAGUUUCAUGAAACCAAUGUUGGUCAAAUUGAAAAAGCAAAUGAUCAUCCACGGUGCACAUAUAAUAGCCACAGCAGUAGGCGAAGUAGUAGUAGCAGUAUGUGUGCAGCUGAUGAAAUGAAAAAAGGAAAUUGUAAUACAGACCAGUAUGAUACAGCAGAAGUGAAUACAGAAGAAAUUGAAAAUUCAGUAGAUCUAAAUGACUCAGAUCGUUCAGGUGAGCCAUUGAAUCAAAUUCAGUGUGAUGAAAGUAUCUCUUCAGACGGAAAUUGUGCAGAUAUUGAAGGCAGUGAUCGACACGAUAGUGUUACUUCACUCCAACUUGUUGACAAUGGUUGUGAUGAGAAUUCAAAGCCUACGGAAGCAAAUAACACCAAUACAUUGCUCACUAUUGUUGAUGAUUUAAAAAAACUCCACUUAGAUUCGUCUACACCAUCUCAGUUGUUAUAUGAUCCAGAUGAAGUGGUUCAAGCCAUUCAUUAUUCACGAAUACCACUUGGUAAAAAUCGUUAUUCCAGCAGUGGUGACAAUUCUACUACUUCUAUCUACGAUUGUCUUUCAAAAUACACUGCUGCUGAAGUGUUAACCGGUUGUAAUCGUCUAGUUUGUGAUGUGUGCAGUAAGCGAUCAAUAGAAUCAGAGCACAAGGAGUCAAAUAUGGAAACAGUGAAUGGUGAGAAGAAACCUGAUGCUCCAUCCGUAUUACAAGAUGUUAUCAAGCGUGAUUUAAUAUACAAACCUCCGCCUAUUCUUACAAUUCAUUUGAAAAGAUUUCAACAGCUUGGUGUACACGUACAGAAAUCACAAAAGCGUAUAAACUUUCCUAUUUACUUGGACCUAUCUCCUUUUUGUUCAGUUCUUACUGUGUUUUAUUCUAAUCAGAUACGUUAUCGUCUUUAUGGCGUAAUUGAACAUACAGGACAACUGUCCUCGGGCCACUAUGCUGCUUAUGUAGCUGUCUCCAAAUCAGAUGAAGACAAUAGUAAUAAUAA
This is a messenger RNA of Trichobilharzia regenti, 1889 nucleotides long. The record is from the annotation of a GenBank genome assembly. NCBI's taxonomy places the organism in Eukaryota, Metazoa, Platyhelminthes, Trematoda, Strigeidida, Schistosomatidae.